CCGCUGAACUCAGUCAGUGAUAGCUUUUCACACGUCUUACAAGGGCUGCAGGUUUAUCCUUCUCCAGAUCCUCUAUAGGAGACCACAACAUCUGCAGGAGCGCUUUUAUAGAUUCCACAAAACGCGCUGCCUCGGAUGGUUUACUUUCUUUAGAAGAUGAAGUGUUGCAAUUGUGGCCAUGAACCUCCUGAAGAAAAGGCCAAGUUCUGCAGUAUGUGUGGAAAAUCCAUGCAACCACCGGCCCCUAUCAGUACAGCAAUCCAAGAGGAUACAAACAAGAAUUCGAUCCUUCUGUCUGAGAUUGAAUUGGAGCCUGGGAAAGAACUGGUAUUAGAUGAAGGCAAAAUACCUGCCUGUAUCGAGCCAGCAAGUAUAGCUGAGCAUGAGCCUCCAUCACUGGGAUACACUGGUCCACCAGGCAAGAAAAAGAAGAAAAAAAACAAGAAGAAAAAAGGAAUGUCGGGUCAAACUGAAUUUAUGUCUCUUCCUGCAACAUUGAAUGAAAGCCGAGACACUGAUAGUCAUAAUGAUGAAGAUGAGUGUAAGAGCCUUGAGGUGUCUACUGAAAACAACACUUCUUUAUCUACAUCAGCAAAAGUCAUUUCAGGUAACACUGCCACGUUAGCUGUAAAGACCGUUUCAGAGAUAAAGGAUUCUAACCUAAUAACCAAAGAAAUACAAGGAUCAAUGGAAACAAAAGAACAUGAACUUCUACUGUGUAACAAGAUGGAAUAUUCAGAGGACAAAGAUGGAAAUGAAGAGCCCAACAACAAGGAACCGAUUCAUAAUGUGACCAAAUCUACUGGCAACCAAGUGAUAUCAGAUGAUAGAACUAUAAUAGAAAAACUGAAGGAAAAUGAAAGUGGCAACAAGAAAAAAACUAAUCAUAAGCAAACCACAACGGAGGCGGAAAAUGUGACUACUAGCAAUAGUGUGGCACCAAAUGAUGGCACCACAAGCAAUGAAAGCUCCAGUAAUAAGGACAAGGUCACUGAUCAGGUCAGCGGACAGACGUCCAAACAUCUGAAUACUGGGCCUGAUAAAAAAGGGGAUGAUGUGAGCACAAGCUUAGACUCCGAAAGUAAGGACAAGGUCAUCAAUCAGAAUGAUGGAGAGAGAUACACCAUAGCAAAUGAAUCCAAGUCCAGACUGACGGAUGGAAAGGAAAUUUCCAAAGACAACAGUAAUUCUGACCAUCAAGGUAUGGAUGCAAACAAUCCAAAUAAUAGUUCUAACAAAAUGUCUGUUGCGGCACAAGAACCUGAUAAACAAGGUAAAAAAGCCAAUGACGGUUAUAAAGAUGGCACGAAUGAAAAUGCUCCUAAAAAUGCUUCAAGAAAAAACAAAAAGAACACAACAGGGCAGGAUAAUAAAAAUGAUGGUGAUCGUGAAAGAGAUAUAAAUGAGCCAAAAACAAAUCAACCAAAUAAAAAAGACAUUGAUGAUACGAGUAAUGAGGAUACUAAGAAAGAUCCUGAAAGUAGCAAAAUGAAAGAAGGAAAAAACAAGAAAGGGGGAAAUAAAGCCCAGGAAAAACAAAAGUCGAAAAACUCUGAGCAGAAGUCAGUGGAAAAACCAGAGAACCAACAAAAUGAAGAUGGAAUAAAGGUGUCAAGUUCUCCAACUAAUGAAGUUCCAAAUACAUCUGCAUCUGCAAUGGAUCAGGAUCUUGAAAUAUGCUUUCAUGUUAUUAUAUCUAAGGAUUUUGGCCUCAAAGUGAAUGAAGAUAAAGUCAUAGUUAAAGGAGGAAAUAUUACAGGAUAUGAAGAUUGGAAAAGUGUUGUUUGUGAAAUGCAUUAUACAAAGGAGCUCAAGGACUUUGGAUUCUUGUAUGAAGGACGCACUCAUGUUUCCAAGAACAAUCUGAACAGAAACAUCCAGUACAAGUAUGUUGUUUUACAGAGCAAUGGACAUGAAGAAUAUGAGUACAUUUACGGUGAAACGGCAGACAAAUCACACAUUAUCAACCGCUGCCUGUUCAUACCAUCAAAUUAUACCAUUAAAGGAGAGUGGCAUCAGUAUGAUGACGUGUGCCUUAAAAAGAAUAAAGGUUUUCUGAAAUAUCUGAAGAACCCUUUGGAACAUGUGUGGAAAAGUGAAUCCAUCUAUAAAAAGAAAAUGAAGGCGGGUGAAAUCAUGCUCAGCAGCAUUUACAGUAUUCUGGAGACCUGCGAUGAGAUCAAUUUGUCUGGCUUUUUUCAACAACUGCAGCAGUUUUAUUAUGUGGCGGCACGUUUUCCUGUGGAUAAAAUAGUAGACUGGCAUUCCCAGCAAUAUGACAAAGAAAAGGUGAAUUACUUGAUGAUGACGUUGCUCAAUACGAUCUGUGACCCUUUCAUUAAUACAAAUAAGCAGCAGGAAAGUAAUGUGAGGCUGAACAGAUUAAUUGCAGGAUUAAUUUGCCUCUGGAUUGCCCGUUUUUAUGGCAUUCAUGGUAGUAAAGAGCAUUUAACAAACAUCUGCUGUAUUCUCUGCUUGGAUGAAAUGCCACGAGAAAAGUUAAUUGAUGAGCUUAAGAAUGCAAAGACUCUCUUCGGAAACUUUCCAGAGUAG
This is a messenger RNA of Bufo bufo (common toad), 2553 nucleotides long. Its product is annotated as E3 ubiquitin-protein ligase RNF213-like. The transcript has 11 exons. Gene Ontology annotation, biological process: ubiquitin-dependent protein catabolic process; sprouting angiogenesis; negative regulation of non-canonical Wnt signaling pathway. Gene Ontology annotation, molecular function: ATP hydrolysis activity; ubiquitin-protein transferase activity. Bases 157 to 2553 code for a protein of 798 amino acids. NCBI's taxonomy places the organism in Eukaryota, Metazoa, Chordata, Amphibia, Anura, Bufonidae. Gene Ontology annotation, cellular component: membrane; nucleolus; cytosol. The record is from RefSeq and is a predicted model, not a curated record.